Molecule: messenger RNA, 1120 nt
Organism: Myripristis murdjan (pinecone soldierfish)
Lineage: Eukaryota; Metazoa; Chordata; Actinopteri; Holocentriformes; Holocentridae
Product: interferon-induced protein 44-like
Exons: 6
Coding region: 1-825 (274 amino acids)
Biological process (GO): immune response
Source: RefSeq, a predicted model, not a curated record
AUGGUUGUUCCUUUAUUUAUCAGUGAAAAAGCGAGAGAUCUGGAGUAUGUGAAGAAUUACCAACCUGACAACACUGAGCUCCAACAUCUGAGAAUCCUGCUUCAUGGGCCAGUUGGUGCUGGCAAGUCCAGUUUCAUCAACUCCGUCAACAACAUCUUACAGGGCAGAAUGACAGGCUCAGCUUUGGUGAAUUCAGCUGGCGAUAACAGCUUUACAAAGAAAUACUUAACCUACAAAAUCCCACGAAAACCCACCCAAAAAGGAGACCGGAAGACCUUUUACUCCGUUGCCUUCACUGACAUCAUGGGUCUCGAGAAACAUGCAAACAAUGGUGUCCAUCCAGAAGACAUCAAACUGGCCCUCAAAGGACAUGUGACACAGGGUUACAAAUUCAAUCCUGUAUCUCCACUGUCAGAGGGGGACCCAGGUUACAACUCGUGCCCCACUCUCGAUGACAAAGUCCACAUUCUGGUUUGUGUCAUACCUGCUGACAGGCUUUCUGUAUUGAGUGAAGAAGUUAAACAGAAGAUCAGAGACAUCAGAGAAGCAGCCAGUGACCUGGGUAUUCCCCAGCUGGCUCUGUUCACCAAAAUUGAUCAAGCCUGUUCUGUGACUGAGAGCGAUAUAAAGAAUGUCUAUAAGAGCAAGUACCUGAAGAAACAGAUGGAGGAUUUCAGUGCAGAUGUGGGUGUUCCAAUGAACUGCAUCUUUCCUGUGAAGAACUACCACUCAGAAAUCCAUAUGAACGAUGACAUCGACUCACUGAUACUGAGUGCACUGAGGCAGAUGGUUGACUUUGGAGAUGAUUUUGUAAACAUGAGCUAGCUAGUCACUGUCAUUUAGGCUUCAAACCUGCACGAGAGGAAAGCCAAACUGCAUUAACUAAGUGUACAGUGCACAGAUCACUUGACUACAACAUGAACGAUGACAGCUGGAUCAUAGGUAUGUCAUCAUUCAUGGAGCUGUGUGCUUCUAACUAGAACUUUCUAAUUACCUUUGAUUGGGAUAUUAUGGAUUUGCCUCAAGCGUCACAGAUCCCGGCUAUGAGCGCUAAAACUCCCAUAUCAUUUAUUCAAUUCAAAUUUUUUAGCUUUUUUAAAAAAAAAACAAACAAAAAAAA